This is a messenger RNA of Prorocentrum cordatum, 529 nucleotides long. The record is from the annotation of a GenBank genome assembly. Lineage: Eukaryota; Dinophyceae; Prorocentrales; Prorocentraceae.
GGUUCGGCGCGAAGCCAGCGGGGGAGGCGGGCGGGAGCGAGGCCUUCGCGGAGUGCCUGGACCUCGGCACGCAGCUGAACCGGCUGCAGGUGACCUUCAGCUCGCUGGCCGUGCAGCUGGCCGUGCCCGCCGCGAAGGGCCUCGAGGUCCUGGAGGUGUGCGGCGAGAGGCUCUCCAUCAUGCUGGAUACCCAGUACGAGCUGACGGAGGCCCAGCGCGAGUGCGUCCGCCGCUUCGCGUGGCCCGACCAGGAGCAGCCCCCGAGGGAGCCGCGCUUCGAGCUGCCCAAGCGCGCCUCCGGCUCCCAGCUCAUCACGUGGCCCAGGUUCACGGUGUCCGCGGACGGCGACGAGCUCGUCCGUAGCACCGACCCGGGCCAGCUCAAGAACCGGGAGCCUAUGCUGGCCGUGUCCAUGAGGCCGCGGAGCGCGCCGCCCGAGGUGGUGCACUCGCAGGCGCAGAGGGCGCGCCCUGCGCGCGGGCGGGCGCUCGUCGCCACGAGUCGUCUCAAGUCAAGGGGCCCAAGGAC